Molecule: messenger RNA, 4082 nt
Organism: Echinops telfairi (small Madagascar hedgehog)
Lineage: Eukaryota; Metazoa; Chordata; Mammalia; Afrosoricida; Tenrecidae
Gene: CNTNAP5
Product: contactin associated protein family member 5
Exons: 28
Coding region: 77-4012 (1311 amino acids)
Molecular function (GO): calcium ion binding
Source: RefSeq, a predicted model, not a curated record
GAAAGGGAAAAGCCUUGGCUGGAGCCUACGAAUUUGGGAUUCAAUUGGAAGGGACCGGACCGCUUACUCCAGGGAAAUGGAUUCUAUACCAUGGCUGACCAGCGUUUUGACUUUGCUCUUCUCAGGCUGGUGGCAUUUAGGAUUAACGGCGACAAAUUACAACUGUGAUGACCCAAUAGCACCCAUGCUCCCUCCAAUGGCUUUUACCAGUUCUUCAAACUUCAGUGGUCCUCACAGCUCAGCUCAGCUUAACCGAAGAAUGGGAACUGGCGGGAUAUUGUUAUCACUCUCAAAUUCCAGUCAGGGCUUGCAGUUUUCAAUUAUUUCUUUAGUCCAGAUAAGAUGGACUGCUUUGGCUUCUGAAGGGGAUUCAGGAAGCAACGACUGGACAGACUCCUUCAACCAGAUGUGCACUGACACAGAUAGGAACUGGAAACACAGGGAAUCCAGGACGGAUGAUCCCAUAUGGACCUUUGCAGGAAACAUGAAUGCGGACAGUGUGGUGCACCACAAGUUACUACACCCAGCGAGGGCCCAGUUUAUUCGCUUUGUUCCCCUGCAAUGGAAUCAAAGAGGAAAAAUUGGCAUGCGAGUUGAGGUCUACGGAUGCUCUUAUAAAUCAGACAUAGCUGACUUUGAUGGCCGGAGCUCCCUUUUGUACCGAUUCAACCAGAAGCUAAUGAGUACGCUCAAAGAUGUGAUUUCCCUCAAGUUCAAGAGCAUGCAAGCAGAUGGAGUCCUGUUCCAUGGAGAAGGUCAACGAGGAGACCACAUUACCCUGGAGCUGCAGAAAGGGAGGCUGUCCCUGUACCUCAACUUGGAUGACAGCAAAGCUAGGAUCAAUAGCAGUCCACCGUCGGCCACCCUGGGCAGCCUCCUGGAUGACCAGCACUGGCACUCUGUCCUGGUGGAGAGAGCUGGCAAGCAGGUGAACUUCACUGUGGACAAGCUCACCCAGCACUUCCGCAGCCAGGGUGAGGCAGAUGCCUUGGACAUUGAUUAUGAGCUUAGCUUUGGUGGAAUUCCAGUACCAGGCAAACCUGGGACAUUUUUGAAGAAAAAUUUCCAUGGAUGCAUUGAAAACCUUUACUACAACGGAGUAAACAUAAUUGACCUGGCUAAAAGAAGAAAGCAUCAGAUUUACACAGUGGGCAAUGUCACUUUUUCCUGCUCUGAACCACAGAUUGUUCCCAUCACAUUUCUCAACUCCAGAAGCAGUUAUUUGCUGAUGCCCGGCACCCCUCACAUCGAUGGGCUCUCAGUGAGCUUCCAAUUCCGAACCUGGAGCCAGGAGGGUCUGCUUUUGUUCACAGAGCUGUCUGAGGGCUCGGGGACGCUGCUGUUGGUCCUGGAGGGUGGAGCCCUGAGACUGGUGAUUCCGAAAUUGGCAGGACAUGCAGCUGAAAUCCUCACAGGCAGCAACCUGAGUGAUGGCUUGUGGCAUUCAGUGAGCAUCCGAGCCAGAAGGAACCGCAUCACUCUCACUCUUGAUAAUGAUGCAGCAUCCCCAACUCAGGAUACCAUCACCGUGCUGAUUUAUUCUGGAAACAGCUACUACUUUGGAGGGUGCCCCAACAAUCACUCUGAUUCUCGAUGUUUAAAUCCCACCAAGGCUUUUCAAGGCUGUAUGAGGCUCAUCUUUAUUGAUAACCAGCCCAAGGACCUCAUUUCAGUUCAGCAAGGUUCCCUGGGGAAUUUUAGUGAUCUACACAUCGAUCUGUGUAGCAUCAAAGACAGGUGUCUGACAAACUACUGUGAACAUGGAGGAAGCUGCUCCCAGUCCUGGAAUACCUUCUAUUGUAACUGCAGUGACACGGGCUACACAGGUGCCACUUGCCAUAACUCUCUCUACAAGAAGUCCUGUGAAAUGUACAGGCACCAAGGGAGUACAGCGGGUUUUUUCCUCAUUGACGUGGACGGCAGUGGACCCCUGGGCCCUCUCCAAGUGUACUGCAACAUCACUGCUGACAAAAUUUGGACGUCAGUUCAACACAACAAGAUGGAGCUGACCCAUGUGCGAGGUGCGGACCCAGAAAACCCGUAUAUCACGGUCCUAGACUACGGAGGCAGCACGGAGCAGCUGGCUGCCAUGAUUGACGGUUCUGAGCACUGUGAGCAGGAGGUGGCCUACUACUGCCGAAGGUCCCGUCUGCUCAACACACCGGAUGGAACACCAUUUACAUGGUGGAUUGGCCGGUCUAAUGAAAAGCACUCUUACUGGGGAGGUUCUCUUCCUGGAGUUCAGCAGUGUGAGUGUGGCCUUGAUGAGAGUUGCCUGGACAUCCAAUACUUUUGCAACUGUGAUGCUGACAAGGAUGAAUGGACAAAUGAUACCGGCUUUCUUUCCUUCAAAGACCACUUGCCAGUCACUCAGCUAGUCAUCACGGAUACCAACAGAUCAAACUCAGAAGCAGCUUGGAGAAUUGGGCCCCUGCGUUGCUAUGGUGACCGACAUUUCUGGAACGCAGUCUCAUUUUACACGGAAGCCUCUUACCUCCAUUUCCCAACGUUCCACGCGGAAUUCAGUGCUGAUAUUUCCUUGUUUUUUAAAACCACGGCUUCAUCAGGACUUUUCCUAGAGAAUCUUGGUGUCAAAGGCUUCCUCCGACUUGAACUAAGCUCUCCUUCUGAGAUCACUUUUGUCAUCGAUGCUGGGAAGGGUCCUUUGGAACUAAUAGUCCAAUCUCCUUCUCUUCUGAAUGAUAAUCAAUGGCAUUACAUCCGAGCUGAGAGGAACCUCAAGGAAGCCUCACUCCAAGUGGACAGCCUCCCACGGAGGGUCAGGGAGAAUUCGGAAGAGGGCCAUUUCCGAUGGCAGCUCAGCAGCCAGUUGUUCGUAGGAGGAACAGCAUCAAGACAGAAAGGCUUCCUGGGAUGUAUUCGCUCACUACACUUGAAUGGGCAGAAGCUGGACCUUGAAGAGAGAGCAAAGGUCACAUCUGGAGUCCGGCCGGGCUGCCCUGGCCAUUGUAGCAGUUACAGCAGCACCUGUCACAAUGGGGGGAAAUGUGUGGAGAAGCACAGUGGCUACUUCUGUGAUUGCACCAACUCACCAUAUGAAGGUCCUUUUUGUAAAAAAGAGGUUUCUGCAGUUUUCAAGGCUGGCACUUCAGUUACAUACAUGUUUCAGGAGCUUUACCGUGUGACCAAGAACACAAACCUCUCAUCCUCGGCUAUUUACAUGGACGCCGUGCCAUCCAAGGAAGACAUUGCAUUUAGCUUUAUGACAGCACAGGCCCCCAGCCUCUUGCUCUACAUCAAUUCCUCUUCUCAGGACUUUCUGGCUGUCCUGCUCUGCAAAAACGGAAGCUUACAAGUUCGCUACCAAUUGAGCAAGGAAGAAAGCCAUGUCUUUACCAUUGAUGUAGACAACUUUGCCAACAGAAGGAUACAUCGUUUGAAGAUUACCCGAGAGGGGAGAAAGCUCACCAUUCAGGUGGAUCAGCAACUCCAGUUAAAUUAUAACUUCUCCCCAGAUGUUGAAUUCAGAGCUUUCAGGUCACUCACUCUGGGAAGAGUCACAGAGAAUCUUGGAUUGGAUUCAGAAGUUGCCAAAGCAAACACCUUCGGUUUUGUAGGUUGCCUAUCUUCAGUACAGUACAAUCAUAUAGCACCACUGAAGGCAGCCCUGCGCCAUGCCACCGUCCAACCUGUUGUUGUCCAAGGGACCCUGACAGAAUCUAGCUGUGGAUCCAUGAUAUAUUCAGAUGUGAAUACAGUAACCACAGUGCAUUCCUCAUCAGAUUCUUCUGGAAAAACAGAUGAACAGGAACCCCUCACCAAUGCAGUUCGGAGUGAUUCCGCCGUCAUUGGAGGAGUGAUAGCAGUGGUGACCUGCAUUAUCUUCUCUAUCAUCGGCAUCAUGGCCCGCUUCCUUUACCAGCACAAGCAGUCACAUCACACUAACCAGAUCAAAGAAAAAAGCUACCCAGACCAUUUGGACAGUUCCUUUAGAAAUGAUAUUGACUUGCAACACUCUGUGAGUGAGUGUAAACGGGAAUAUUUCAUCUGAAAAUAUGCAGGAUUACCUGGUACUCUCUGAGUUUAAUUUUUGUCUUCUAUCGACUCUCUUAUAUUUUAAU